Mycena citricolor is the source of this 4915-nucleotide messenger RNA. Lineage: Eukaryota; Fungi; Basidiomycota; Agaricomycetes; Agaricales; Mycenaceae. The record is from the annotation of a GenBank genome assembly.
UUCUCGCGUCUCCCAAGGAUAUCUAGGCAAACGGUGUUCAUUUCAUGAAUGCAAACUACGGCAGGAUGGGGCCAUACCACGAUUCCCCUGACAACAUCGCCUCCUCGGAAACAAUCUGCGAUCUUCACUCUGUCCUUUUCAGUAGCACGCACAUCCUGUUCAGUGUGAGCUGAGAGUCUACUCCAAACGUCUCCUCUACUCGCCUGGGUGCGAAUGACCCCAGUAAACUCCUCUCCCGCAGGCAACGGCACACCGUCCACAACGGUGAUUGCCAGCAUGGCCUGCAAUGGCGACAGGCGUGUAAUCGUCCCUAGAACAACUGAGUUGAUUGCAGGCGGCCUCGGUUGUGUUUUGGAGAUAGAUAAUGUCUAGGAUACAUGGGUUCAUUUUUGCCUCGCAAAUGUGACUUCCACCGACCGCUCCAUCGUGCUGAGGCACACCAACCAAACUCGCCCGUAUCUCAGUGUCUCUCGUGUAGAUUCCGGUCCCAAGCUGAGGAACUGGCGCAUUGUGCGCGAGGACAAUAGGCUGCCCAGGCAGCACGACACUGAGACUGGCAGUGGUCAUUUAGGAAAAUUGAUGUGGUGAUGGGCCCCCAAAAAGUUGCUUCGAUCCUUGCCACCUACUUGUUCGAUUCCGUCCCGACCCGACGUUGCCUUUUUCCACCAUGACCUCCCUCGCUCGCGUGUUCGCCCGCCGUCUCCAUGCAUCUGCACGGCGCAGCGCGCUCUCGCAGUUCAACAUGCCUGCCAUGAGUCCAACCAUGACCGAGGGCGGCAUCGCUUCCUGGAAGAAGAAGGAGGGCGAGAAGUUCUCGACGGGGGAUGUCUUGCUGGAGAUAGAAACCGACAAGGCUACGAUUGAUGUCGAGGCGACUGAGGAUGGUGUUAUGGCUAAGAUCAUCGCUCAAGACGGCUCGAAGGGUAUCCCAGUCGGCAAUGCAAUUGCCAUUGUUGGAGAAGAGGGAGAUGACCUAUCGGGAGCGGACGAGAUGGCUGCCAAAGCUGCAUCCGCACCUGCACCCAAGGAGGAGCCGAAGGCCGAGGCACCUAAGGAGGAGCCCAAACCAUCGACCCCCGCCCCAAAGUCUGAACCGGCUCCUCCCAAAUCCGAACUUGCUUCCGGUAGCCGCAUAUUCGCGUCUCCCAUUGCCAAGAAGAUUGCUCUGGAGCGUGGGAUUCCUCUCGGAAAAAUCACGGGAACUGGUCCUGAAGGACGAAUUCUCCGAGAGGACGUCGAGAAGUUCACUCCGGCUGCUGCCGCUUCGUCGAGCGCUGUUUCUGGUGCCCCUGCCGCCCAAUCGUCUGAAUAUGAAGAUGUCCCCAUCUCCAACAUGCGUCGUACCAUUGGCUCACGUUUGACGGAGUCCAAGACCGAACGUCCCCAUUACUACGUCACGGUCGAUAUUACCAUGGACAAGGUCCUCAAGCUGAGGGAAGUCUUCAACAAGUCAUUUUCGGAGAAGGACAAGGCGUCCAAGCUCAGUGUCAAUGACUUCAUCAUCAAGGCUGUCGCCUGCGCCUUGAAAGAUGUUCCCGAAGCAAACUCUGCUUGGCUAGGAGAGGUGAUACGCACAUACAAGAAGGCGGACAUUUCCGUUGCCGUGGCUACUCCCAAUGGCCUGAUCACGCCCAUCGUUAGGGAUGCUGGUGGCAAGGGUCUUGCUACGAUCUCUGCUGAGACCAAAGCCCUGGCGAAGAAGGCCAGAGACGGCAAAUUGGCACCCCCCGAGUACCAGGGCGGAACGUUCACCAUCUCGAACCUGGGCAUGUUCGGUGUUUCUCACUUCACAGCCAUCAUCAAUGCGCCGCAAUCCUGCAUUCUUGCUGUUGGGGCUACGGAAGCAACUCUUGUCCCCGCACCAGAGGAAGAGCGCGGCUUCAAGACAGCACAGAUCAUGAAGGUUACUCUGAGUGCAGACCACCGAACUGUAGACGGUGCUGUCGCUGCCCGAUGGAUGUCUGCCUUCAAGGGUUACCUCGAGAACCCUCUGACAUUUAUGCUAUAAUCAGGCGCGGGACGCGUAGUACCAAAAGAUCCAGUCGGAUGCUCACUUUAGAUUCUAAUACUUACACUUUCGCGUUACCGAACGCCAUCAGUCACAACCGUGUAACGUGUGCUUAAGCCUUCCAUAAACGAUGCAGUCCCGGAGCGACCUGACGCGUAAAAGCGAGCUGUUGGCUCACUGGAGUAAAGAUCUGGAGGAGAUGUCGGUACUGCACGGAGAACUUGAGAAAGUUCGGUCUGAACGCGAUCAAGCACGAGCAUUAGUGGAGCAACAAAAGGAAGGCUUGAAACAUGCCGCACUCGCGCUGCAAGACGUCAAGCGUGUCUCAGAAACGCUAGCUGAUAAUCACCGGAAGGCGAUCGAACAGAAGAAUGCGUCGAUCCAGGAGUUACGAGUGACCCUUGAAGUUCAAACAAGAGAAUUGUCCGAGGCCCGAGGGGAAUUUGAACGAAUAAAAUUACAGCAAAUAGAACUUCUCGAAGCCGCUAAGCUGGUCAACAGUAAAGAAGCAGAGAGGAGGACAAUUGGUUCUUCCCGUCCUAUCGAAAGCCCGCAUGUCGUCACGAAGGAACAACAAUUAGUCCUGAAAUCGUGCGUUCACGCUGAACAUGAGAAGGGCGAAGUGAAAGAAAUGAAACCCGCAGUCAAGGAGGUUGUUGACUCAAAUGCGCCGAGUGUGAUUGAAAACCAGACAGACAUUCCUCGCAAUCGCGCUCAGAUUCUCGAGGCAUUUCCUGAAUAUAUACCAAAAGCAAAUUUAGAUCCACCAGCCACUUUCACUCGAAACUUCUUGUCCGCUCAGCUGGGCGGAAGUCACCAGCCACUCAUUGUGCGUAUCGCCGCAGAUGCUCAGAAACCGUUGGCGAAGGAACUUGGUAUCCGGAAAUUCCUUUGUCCGAAUCACAACAAGAAUCCCUGGUGCCCCCAACUCGCAGGACGGCAUGGGUAUAUGUUUGUUGGCCUGACGACUGAACGCGACACAUUCGUGGAACCGAAGAUCCUAAACUUGUUUAUGUCUGCUCCCAAGUCUCACGGUCCACUCGAAGUGACUUACUUGGGGAUCUACGAGGCCCUGCGCGUUGAGCCUCUCACUGUCGCUGAAUGGCAGACUUUGACUUCAGAGAGACGAAAAGAUUACGCGGAAAUAGUUGCAGGAAGAGAAUCUCAGCAACAUAAGGGACAAUCUGGAACAACUGGGAGACGGAUUGACACUGCCCAAUGCCAAUCCCGGUUCGAUUCGGGUGUGUAUCAAGUGCCUUGUGUGCAACUGAAAUGCGUGGGCUUCGACGAGGCCCUCUACGCUGCACUCUCGAUUGCCCUUUCAGUGAGAAAUCCAGGUGGGCUGUCAGAGCAACGAAAACGCGCUUCUUCGUUGGAGCAAGCCUCUCCAGUCAAACGCGUGCGAGCCUGAAUUGUAUCCCCCUCUCUCUCCUCUCGGGAAUCUCCUCUCCUCUAUCUACAAUGCAUCACCGAACGCCGCCGAUCGGCAAUUGCCUUAUUACCGUAGACUUGUCUGCAGCGCGUCUGACUAAUUAGAAUCUUCCUAUCACGUGGUCGUGCUUUGCUGCUCCCUUUGACCCAACUGUUCUUGCUUGCACAUGCCAGGCCGCGUUCGUGAAUCACCGUUGAAGAAACCCGACCGGCCGUACUUCGCUCUCGGUCUUGAAGGUUCCGCUAAUAAGUUCGGCGCUGGUGUUAUCAAACACUUUGAAGAUGGGACUACCGUCGUGCUUUCCAACAUCCGACACACGUACAUAACACCUCCUGGGGAAGGCUUUCAGCCUCGCGAUACAGCACUGCACCAUCGCGAAUGGGCGUUAAAAAUAAUCGAUGAGUGCAUCGUCCAAGCCGGAUUGAGCAUGCACGAUCUCGACUGCAUAUGCUAUACUAAAGGGCCUGGUAUGGGUGCUCCCCUACAAUCGGUGGCUUUGAUUGCUCGAACACUCUCGCUGCUAUAUCAAAAACCGCUAGUGGGAGUGAACCAUUGCGUUGGACACAUCGAAAUGGGCCGCGACGUGACUGGCGCACAGAAUCCAGUUGUCCUAUACGUCUCUGGGGGAAACAGCCAGGUAAUCGCAUACUCCCGACAGUGUUACAGGAUAUUCGGAGAGACUCUGGAUAUCGCUGUGGGAAAUUGCCUGGAUCGGUUUGCGCGAGUGAUAGAUUUGAGCAACGAUCCUGCUCCUGGGUAUAAUAUUGAGCAGCUAGCAAAGAAGGGAUCGCGUCUGGUUCCUUUGCCAUACACUACAAAGGGGAUGGACGUCAGUUUCUCCGGGAUAUUGACCUCAGUCGAGGCCUUCACACAAGACAAACGAUUCCGGGCCGAUGGCAAAGCGAGAGACGAGAUGGAUACAGAUAUCAUCACACCUGCAGAUCUGUGUUUCUCUCUGCAGGAAACCAUCUUCGCCAUGCUCGUUGAGAUCACAGAACGGGCUAUGGCACAUAUUGGAAGCAAAGAAGUGCUCAUCGUCGGAGGUGUCGGCUCAAACGAGAGGCUGCAAGACAUGAUGGGAAUUAUGGCUGAAGAGCGGGGAGGAAAGGUCUUUGCCAUGGACGAACGAUAUUGCAUUGACAAUGGGAUCAUGAUUGCCCACGCCGGAUUGCUCAGUUUCCGAAUGGGCUCAGAGACACCGCUGGCCAAAAGCACAUGCACGCAAAGGUUCCGCACGGACGAAGUACACGUCGCAUGGAGGGCGUGAAUGGCGUAUACCAUCACGCAGGAGCCACUAUGCUGCUCACGAGCGCCAGUGCUUCCGAGUCCAACUGUCGGCUCAUAUCUUCAUAUUGCUCCCACCACCAACCGUUGACCACCGCGAACUCCUUCGAAUCGCGCACUUGCCACGGCUUGUCAGCCAGAAUGUAAUGCACACAUCGAACCAGGUCGUCAUCCCAGAUGGCCGCGUGGAC